CAAUACUUUCUUCACAUUAUUACUUUCUAGAUUUCACUUAUAUAAUCUGGCAUCAACACCAUCUUUAUUUUCAAUAAUCAUGUCUUCGUUGGUUGAAGUAAUAGCGAAACAAGCGCAAGCUACAUUUUCAAAAAGUUUGACGGAAGAAAACUUCGCAGAAAGUUUUACCAAACUAAUUAGAAAUGUUGCUAGAAUACGUUCCUCCGAUUUGAAGCUAAACAAAGAAACUAUUAGGACUAUAAACAGUGGAAAUUCAUCAAAAUCCUUAGCUCCCGUGACAUAUAUCGAAGUUGCGGAGAAUCAGUGCUUCUCGAUGGGUAUAUUUCUACUAAAAAGCGGUGCUAGAAUACCGUUGCAUGAUCAUCCCGGUAUGCACGGUGUACUGAAAGUCAUACAAGGUACAUUGAAAAUUUCUUCCUAUAGUGCUUUGUCCAAGGUUCCUGGAGAGGUUAAAUUGCCCCAAGACAUCAGCAACAGAAUCAAAAGUUCUCAAAAAGAUCGGCUAAUUCCUGUUGAAAAGCACUCUCCAGAAAAUGUGACUGACAAAGAUGAGCCUUGUGUUUUAAGACCGAAAGAGUCUAAUUUUCACGAAAUUUGCGCUAUUGGUGGGACUGCAGCAUUCUUAGAUAUUCUAGCACCUCCUUACGAUAUGAAAGAAAGAGACUGCCAUUAUUACGUUCCCUUAGAAACCAAUAAAACUGACUCUGAGGUUAAAACUUGGUUACUAAGAACCUCUCCUCCUACUGACUUUUGGUGUGAUGCUGCACCAUAUACUGGUCCUAAAGUAAGCUUAUAGGCUUACUUAAUUUAAUUAUUAAUAAGAUUCUUAUCCUAUUGAUAGACAAUAAUAUUGUGAUUAAUCUAACGACCGAUGAUUGUAAAGAAUAGUAUUUGGAUUUCUAUGUUUCACUCAGGAAUUCAGAGACUUGUGGUGCAUCAGAUGUGAUUUGUUUUAUUUUUGCAUUACUAACCACAAUAAAGAAAUCUUUAAAUACAACAGAGAAUUUUAGGUAUGCCACCUGUCACUAUGAAAAUUUGAUUAUGUUUAACAUGGUUAAAAUAGAAUUAAUUGAUAAUAAAGAAGGCUUACAAACUAUAGUAUGCAAUUAUUAGUAAGGUCAUUAUAUUAAUAAAUAAUAAGUCUGACUCCAUAAUAAUGAAUCUUGACUAGUGAUCAUAUAAAAUACUAUUUAUGAUUAUAGAAAUAUCUGCAUUAAAUGGGAUUUAUAACAGAGAAUCAUAGGUUUGCACUUACUCGUGGAAUAUACUGCUUAGAAAAUUAAUUAAUCCCCAUCUAUAUUAAUUAUUGAUUUUAUUAGAGAAAGUUAUUUAAUACCUUCUUAUAACAUUUCUUUUCAUUCAUAAUCAAGCUUGACCGUAGCCAACCCAAUUUUGGGGAUUAUGUUCAUACAUUCCUCAUUCAUAUAUUCUAUAGUUUCUUCAAUAUCUCGUUUCUCUACUUUUAUUCUUUUCUUUAACAUAGGUUUUGAUAUAAAAAUCUUAAUUUAGUAUUUUAUAAAAUUCUAUAACCGUGAAUUUAAUAACUAAUAAUUGUUAAAAAAAAUAUUAUUCAAAUUUCCAUUUGGGAAAAGUGUAUAUUUGUGUCAAAAUGGUAUCUUAGUUUUUAGAAGAAUCAAAAAACUGAAGAAAAUAUAUCACAUUGAAGGACAAAUUGAAAAAGUAUUAUUCACCCUGUGGCUCUCUGCGACAAUCUUUCUGCUAGAUACUUAGAAAAUUAUGAAAUAAACAUAUUACUAAUUUAAAGUAACAGAAGCUUCUAUUUGAACAAAAAAAUUUCUGAUCAAAUAAAAUAAUUUUUAUAAUUGAAUAUGUAAUAUUUUUUUUAUUCUAAGAUUUUGGUCGAUAUUCUUGCAUUUUGUUGGGCAAUAGCACACUAUUUCAUUUUUGUAAUUCAUCAUCACAUUAAAAAAAUCGUGAAAUCCUUAGCAGUAACUAUCGAAAAAAGAUCGACCACAAUAUCACGUGAAUCGAACUCUUCAAAAAGGGGUUACUAAAUGCAUGUUGAGAUUUAGUUGUAAUAAAUGUCGUAAAUAUUGGAUUUUAAAGGCCAUAGUAAUAACUGCAUAAAUAACAGAAUAAAAAUUUAUGCGGAAAAGAAAACCUAAUUUUUUUUUACUUCAUUGCUCUUCAUUUUUCAUUAUUCUCAAAAGAAAAAUCAAGACUAUUUUUUUCCACUCCUUUAAUGUGCGAGAAAGGCAUCUUUUGAAUAUAAUUCUGAAGAAACUAUAAAAUCUUUCAAAAAUUUCUGCAGAAAAGAAAAGCAAAAAUUUUACUUCCCAAAGGAAAACUCUUUCUGCAAGAACUCUGUAACAUUCUGCGACAAUGUUGCUGUGCCACCAUGAUUCUGCCAUCUUCAGUCAAACCAUUUUGUCUUUUUUUUUUUUUUUUUUUUUUUUUA
Molecule: messenger RNA, 2419 nt
Organism: Parasteatoda tepidariorum (common house spider)
Lineage: Eukaryota; Metazoa; Arthropoda; Arachnida; Araneae; Theridiidae
Product: 2-aminoethanethiol dioxygenase
Cellular component (GO): mitochondrion
Molecular function (GO): oxidoreductase activity, acting on single donors with incorporation of molecular oxygen, incorporation of two atoms of oxygen
Source: RefSeq, a predicted model, not a curated record